Messenger RNA from Prunus armeniaca (apricot), 2319 nucleotides. The record is from the annotation of a GenBank genome assembly. Lineage: Eukaryota; Viridiplantae; Streptophyta; Magnoliopsida; Rosales; Rosaceae.
AUGUCGGAGAUGGCGAACACAGACCCGGAGGGGAUCGACGGAGUGCGGAUGACGUGGAACGUUUGGCCACGCACUAAGGUGGAGGCCAGCAAGUGCGUGAUCCCACUCGCCGCCUGCAUCUCCCCGAUCCGGGCCCACCCCGACAUCCCCACGCUCCCAUACGCGCCGCUGCGCUGCAAGACCUGCUCUGCCGCCCUCAACCCCUUCUCGCGCGUCGACUUCACCGCCAAGAUCUGGAUCUGCCCUUUCUGCUACCAGCGUAAUCACUUCCCGCCUCACUAUGCCGCGAUCUCCGAGACCAACCUCCCUGGCGAGCUCUACCCUCAGUACACAACCCUCCAGUAUGCUCUGCCGGCCGAUUCAGUCGCCCCUCAAUCUCUGCCAUCACCGGUCUUCGUCUUUGUGCUCGACACGUGUAUGAUCGAGGAGGAGAUGGGUUAUGUCAAAUCGGCGCUCAAGAGAGCAAUUGGGUUGUUGCCCGAUAAUGCGCUUGUUGGAUUUUUGUCGUAUGGGACCCAAGUUCAGGUUCAUGAAUUGGGGUUCUCUGAUUUGUCCAAAGUGUAUGUCUUUCGGGGGAGUAAGGAGAUUUCAAAAGAACAGGUUUUGGAGCAAUUGGGUCUCGGCGUUUUGGGCCGGAGACCUGGUCCGGUUGGUGGAGGGUACCAGCCGAAGGGGGUUCAAAAUGGGUUUCCUAAUGCGGGUGUGACCCGUUUCUUGUUGCCUGCUUCGGACUGCGAAUACACUCUUAAUACGUUGUUGGAUGAAUUGCAAAGCGACCAGUGGCCUGUGCCACCUGGAAAUCGGUCGUCCCGGUGCACAGGAGUGGCGUUGAGCGUUGCAGCCGGUUUGCUUGGAGCUUGUGUGCCUGGAACGGGGGCACGCAUUGUAGCGUUGGUUGGGGGGCCAUGCACAGAAGGGCCUGGCGCGAUUGUAUCCAAAGAUUUAUCAGAACCAGUCCGUUCCCAUAAAGAUCUGGAUAAGGAUGCAGCACCAUACUUUAAGAAAGCAAUCAAAUUUUAUGAUGGUCUUGCGAAGCAGCUGGUUAGCCAGGGUCAUGUCUUAGACCUGUUUGCAUCUGCACUGGAUCAGGUUGGGGUUGCAGAAAUGAAAGUUGCCAUUGAAAAAACCGGUGGACUUGUUGUUCUGGCAGAAAGUUUUGGUCAUUCUGUAUUCAAGGACUCUUUCAAGCGUGUUUUUGAAGAAGGGGAACAGUCGCUUGGCCUUUGUUUCAAUGGUACACUUGAGAUCAACUGUUCAAAGGACAUCAAAAUUCAGGGCGUCAUUGGACCCUGCACAUCUUUGGAGAAGAAAGGACCUGCUGUUGCCGAUACUGCUAUAGGGGAGGGGAAUACAACAGCUUGGAAAAUGUGUGGCCUUGACAAGAGUACUUGCUUGACAGUUUUCUUUGAUCUUUCAUCUAGUGAUCAGUCAAAUACACCAGGAGCUGUAAAUCCGCAAUUAUAUUUGCAGUUUCUUACAAGUUUUCAAAACCCUGAAGGUCAAAUGAUGCUACGAGUAACAACAAUUACUAGACGAUGGAUAGAUAGCACCGUUAGCUCAGAGGAAUUGGUUCAAGGAUUUGACCAAGAGACUGCUGCUGUAGUAAUGGCAAGAAAAACCUCCUUGAAAAUGGAGACAGAGGAAUCUUUCGAUGCUACACGAUGGUUGGAUCGGGGACUCAUUCGUCUCUGUUCCAAAUUUGGUGACUAUCGAAAAGAUGAUCCGUCAUCCUUUACUUUAAAUCCAUGUUUUUCAUUAUUCCCUCAAUUUAUGUUUAAUCUCAGGCGUUCGCAAUUUGUGCAGGUUUUCAACAACAGUCCAGAUGAGACUGCCUAUUUUCGCGUGUUGUUAAAUAAGGAAAAUAUCACCAAUGCGGCUGUCAUGAUUCAACCAUCAUUAAUAUCAUAUUCAUUUAAUUCUCUUCCACAACCUGCAUUGUUGGAUGUGGCUUCAAUUGCAGCUGACCGGAUUCUCUUGUUGGAUUCGUAUUUUAGUAUAGUCAUUUUCCAUGGAAUGACAAUAGCACAGUGGCGUAACAUGGGAUACCAGAAUCAGCCAGAACACCAGGCAUUUGCACAAUUAUUGCAAGCUCCUCAUGAUGAUACACAGUCGAUCAUUCGGGACCGGUUCCCUGUUCCUAGAUUGGUGGUGUGUGAUCAGCAUGGCUCGCAGGCAAGAUUCUUGUUAGCAAAGUUGAACCCGUCGGCAACAUAUAAUAAUGCCCACGACAUGGCUGCGGGUUCAGAUGUAAUCUUCACAGAUGAUGUAAGCCUUCAAGUUUUCUUUGAGCAUCUUCAGAGGUUGGCAGUGCAAUCUUGA